This is a messenger RNA of Lolium rigidum, 998 nucleotides long. RefSeq lists its product as uncharacterized. The transcript has 8 exons. The record is from RefSeq and is a predicted model, not a curated record. The coding region runs from base 242 to 760 and encodes 172 amino acids. Lineage: Eukaryota; Viridiplantae; Streptophyta; Magnoliopsida; Poales; Poaceae. Gene Ontology annotation, biological process: chromosome segregation. Gene Ontology annotation, cellular component: MIS12/MIND type complex.
GCAUCUCCGUCGCUCCUGUCAGUCUCUCCCGAGUUCGAAUAGGCCGCCGACGGCGCCCCAGCGGCGACGCACUCUCUCUUCCCCUCAGCGCCAAUCUCCGCCGCUCCCUCCCUGUACCAGGGCGACCUCGGCGGGCACCACGGGCUGCGGCGGCGCAUCCCGAGUCUCGAGGUCCUUCUCCUACCAACCGUUUGGUGCGGCGGCGACGGGGGAGGCACCGGGCCGGCCUUGCUGACCACCGAUGGCGACCGCGACGGGGAGGUACAGCAACCUCGACAGAUCUUUCAAGAUCGCCGCUCGCUCCCUCCUCACCGCCUUCUCCCGCGAGGGUGUCAACAAGGCUUUCCCAUCGUUCACGGAUGCCGAAAGGGAGCGCCUGUACCAAAUGUUCAUCUAUGUGAUCAAGUCUUUGCAUGGCAACAUAGAGGAGGGAUUCCAGCAAUUCUGCGACGAAAUAGAAGUUGCUACUGUCCUUGACAAGGUAGAUCAGUUUGUUGAAGAACAAAAUCUGGAUGUGUUAUCUGCAGACAACUCACUCAUUAACAGGACUAGCGUUGAAGACAUUAAAGAAAGGAUAUCAAAGGAGAAGAAAGAAGAAAUCGAAUAUCUGAAAGGUUUACUAGAGAAGACUGAAGAAAGGAACAGUGCCAUGAAGGCCCGAAUCGAACACUUGAAGGAAGGGGUGGCAGAUUUCAAUGACACAAGAGAUGCUCUCAAGAAGCUGGAGCGAUGGAAGUUCUGCCUGUCGGAGCUACAAUGACAAUUAAGCUUCUCUGGUACUCAAUGGAGUCAAAAGACACCUCUCUGUAGCUUUGUGUGGUCGUAGAGUGGAAGCUGAUUCAGCAAUCAUGCUCCCCCAGGAACCAAUGCUGUUGUGUAACAUAGAAUUAUAGUGUGAUUUGUAAUGAAAAAAAUGUUGCAUUGUACCCUCUGAGUUGCAAAACGUAGCCGUUGUAUUGGUUGCUAGUAAUAUAUGCUACUGUUUGUUGGGUUGUGUA